Molecule: messenger RNA, 303 nt
Organism: Emiliania huxleyi CCMP1516
Lineage: Eukaryota; Haptophyta; Isochrysidales; Noelaerhabdaceae
Exons: 2
Coding region: 1-303 (100 amino acids)
Source: RefSeq, a predicted model, not a curated record
AUGCUCGCCCUGUCCGUGGCUACCGCCUGCGACCCUCGCCCCCGCGUUGCGCAGCCUUGCGUCUCGCUGGCGCGCGAGCGCUCCUGCAGCCCCUUCUGCGCGCCGCCAGCCCACGCGGGCGAGCCGGAUGCGGCGGCGGUCGAGUCGUGCGGCGGCGGCGACGACUGGACGCAUGGGGCCGUCUGGCGAGGUGGCGAGCUGCUUGCGGAGCUGCUGCACGCGCAACCCUGCCUUGUGCGAGGGCGCGGGGUGCUCGAGAUCGGUGCGGGGACCGGAAUGCUCAAUGGCUUUUAUCUGGAGUGA